Messenger RNA from Acaulospora colombiana, 212 nucleotides. Lineage: Eukaryota; Fungi; Glomeromycota; Glomeromycetes; Diversisporales; Acaulosporaceae. The record is from the annotation of a GenBank genome assembly.
UGGAUGUAAAGGGAGAGAUCCUGGACCUGAAGAACACCAUCAACACUAUGGUGGAUCAAUUGCAAACAUUUGCUGUAGAAGUUACCCGUGUAUCCUUGGAGGUGGGAACGGAAGGGAAAUUAGGUGGCCAGGCCGUAGUGAAAGAUGUUGGUGGUACUUGGAAGGAGUUGACAGAUAAUGUUAACAUAAUGGCUGCAAAUCUCACCUCCCAG